UUCACCCGGUUAGAGGCAAGGGUUGCGCAGGCGGGGGGGUCGGGGGCGCUGGUAGAGGCUGAGCCUUGUGGAGUUCCCUGCACCAAGUGCUGGGAGGGCAAGAGGAUGUCCUUUCACCACCACAGGGAGUCACGUGUGCCGACUGGGGGCGGAAAGGCUGGAUAAGUUCCUUCCGGGUCACGAGAGAAGCGUCAACACCUGGGGAGGAAGCUCUCUGGUCUUCCCUGCAACUUUUUAGGUACACUCUACUUGAGGUGGUUGUGGUUUCGGGGAUGAGUUCCCAGAAGGGCAACGUGGCUCGUUCCAGGCCUCAGAAGCAUCAGAAUACAUUUAGCUUCAGAAAUGACAAGUUCGAUAAGAGUGCCCAGACCAAGGCAGCUGGCACCUCAAGACUAUAUGGAUGCACAGAUAUCUCUUUCCACCUCCUUGAACCUGGAGCUGUCUGAACCAAUAAAUUCUGCAGUAUCACAGAAUUCUCUAUGAGCAGGAUGUUGCCAAGGCAACGGAGUGGUCUCAGAUUGGUGAGAUGGCACAGAGAGUUCUUUGAGGGGCACACCUCCGCUUAGAGAUGGCUCAGACAAGCUCACAAUUCAUCUGUGGCUCCCAACAGAAAAUUAACCAAAAACUUCACGAUGGAGUAUGUCAGCGCUGUAAAGAAGUUCUUGAAUGGCGUGUAAAAUACAACAAAUACAAACCAUUAUCAAAACCUAAAAAAUGUGUUAAAUGUUUACAAAAGACAGUGAAGGAUUCUUACCACAUAAUGUGUAGACCAUGUGCCUCUGAGCUUGAAGUUUGUGCAAAAUGUGGAAAGAAAGAAGACAUUGUUAUUCCGUUUAAUAAAGAUCCAGAAAAGACUGAAAAUAAUGAAAGUUACAAACAUACAAGAAACUGCAAAAGCCAUGAAGAAAGUGAUGCUGAUUUAGAUUUUGAUAUUUAUUUAGAUGAUACAGAUAAUAAUCAAGUGGAUUAAUGACUCAAGUUAAAGAAUGUGAAAUUUUGACCAACUUUUGCCUUUGAGGGGCUCACAAAAAAUAUUGUGAAAUCCUAAUGAGGAAAUAAGAAAAACUAUAGAAAAUACAUAAAAUAUAUGUAAGAAAAAUAUAAACUGUGUAAAAUAUUUGAAUAAUUAUCAAACAUUAUAAAGCUUUCAUCCAGAGUUUUUUAUAACAAAUUUUUUAGGUUAUAUAAAUUAGAAUAAUAUCUGCCAAAAUACAUAUUGUGGUAUCCUGUUGUAGGUCAUGAGAAUUAUUUAAAAGAAUAUAUUACCGGGGCUGGGGAUGUGGCUCAAGCGGUAGCGCACUCGCCUGGCAUGCACGCGGCCCGGGUUCGAUCCUCAGCACCACAUACAAACAAAGAUGUCGUGUCCGCCGAAAACUAAAAAAUAAAUAUUAAAAAUUCUGUCUCUCUCUCUCACCUCUCUCUUAAAAAAAAAAAAAAGAAAAGAAAUUCAAGAAUGUAUUACCUAAAUAUAUAAAUGUAUUUGUUAUCAAAAUAAAUGAGACUCAGAAUUGGUGGUUAUGUAAGAACUAUCUCAUGUAAAAAUGAUAUUAUUAUAAAUAAUAUUAAAAAUCAGUAAACAGUCCUCUUCACAAAUGCUCCCUUACUUUAUUUUUUUAUAAUAAUGUAUAGCAAUUUUCCUUUGAAAGCAUUUUUAUUUACCUCUUCACACUGUUGUACCUUUUUCCUCUUGAGAACUAUAUAUCCAGGAAAAAUGCAUAAAAUUUAUAUGUACAGUUUACUCAAUAAUUAUAAAAGAGAGUUUUACACUUAGACCUGCAUGAAGAAACUGCUGGGACCAGAAACUCCCCAAGAAGCUCUCCCUCAUCAUCACAAGUUCAUCCUUCUUCCCAGAGUUGGCACUAACACUGAAUUUUUGGGGGGGCAGCGGGAAUGGGUUGCCAGGGAUUGAACUCAGGGGCACUUGACCACUGAGCCACAUCCCCAGCCCUAUUUUGUGUUUAAUUAGAAACAGGGUCUCAGUGAACUGCUUAGCGCCUCACUAAAUUGCUGAGGCUGGCUUCAAACUCAUGAUCCUCGUUCCUCAGCCUCCCAAGCUGCUGUGAUUACAGGCGUGCGCCACCACGUCCAUCUCUAACCUGAAUUUUGAUAAUUAUUUCCUUUGUCAUUUUACUACUACUAAACAAUAUAAAUUCACUUUGUCUGAUUCUUAAACUUUCCUAUCUUUUUAUUUUGAAACAUUUCAAACCUACAGAAAGGUAGCAAAGUAGUACAGUGAACCUUUAUAUAGUCUUCACAUAGAUUUCAAAUGUUAGAAUUUUACCAUGUUUUCUUUAUAGCUCCAUAAGUGGACAUAUAUUUAUUUUUAAUUUAUAAAACCAUUUGAAAAUCAGUGCUAAGUAAGGAUUUGAUUUUGAACUGUAUGUGAAUAGACUUGCAGUAUGCAUACUAUUUUGCAUCUCUUUUUUCAUUUUUAUAAAGUUUGGGAGAUUGACUCAUGUUGUUACAAAAGUUCAUUUUAUAUUAUUCUAUGGAAUUACAUAACAUAGUUUCUUUAUCUUUUCUAAUGUUAAGACAUUUGAGUUAAUUCACAUUUUUCCUGUUGUAAGCAAUAUUGGUAUAAACACUGUUAUAUGUGUCUCUUGGUACAUAUGUGCAUUUCUGUUAGGUAUAUAUAUCAAUAAAAGAAAUCAGGUGUAUGCAAAAAGAAA
Molecule: messenger RNA, 2669 nt
Organism: Marmota monax (woodchuck)
Lineage: Eukaryota; Metazoa; Chordata; Mammalia; Rodentia; Sciuridae
Gene: CUNH9orf85
Product: chromosome unknown C9orf85 homolog
Exons: 5
Coding region: 569-970 (133 amino acids)
Source: RefSeq, a predicted model, not a curated record